Messenger RNA from Phalaenopsis equestris, 1167 nucleotides. Its product is annotated as protein ORANGE-LIKE, chloroplastic-like. The transcript is spliced from 8 exons. The record is from RefSeq and is a predicted model, not a curated record. NCBI's taxonomy places the organism in Eukaryota, Viridiplantae, Streptophyta, Magnoliopsida, Asparagales, Orchidaceae. Gene Ontology annotation, cellular component: chloroplast membrane. The coding region runs from base 56 to 1009 and encodes 317 amino acids.
AAUACAUAAGAAUUGUGAGGGGCUACAACCUGCAUCAAUCUUGUUGCUGCACACGAUGCUGUCUACGUUUACUGCGGGUGUAGCUGUUUCUUCUCACUUCCCUCCUUCAGUGUCUCCUGUUUUUCCCAGCAAUCUUGCUUUCUUCCCUGGCGAUGAGGGGAGAUCGAGUUUCCGUUCUUAUAAAGCUGGGAUAAUAUUGAAAUCCUCAAGCUUCCGGCCUAUAUUUUGUUCUUCCAGCGGAAACUCCCUGCCGGCUGGGGAGAACUUAUCCAGCUUUUGCAUUAUAGAAGGGCCAGAUACUGUUGAGGACUUUGUUCAGAUGCAGCUGCAGGAACUUGAUGACAACAUAAGAAGUAGACGAAAUAAAAUUUUCCUUCUCAUGGAAGAGGUGAGGAGACUGCGCAUACAACAACGAAUAAGAAGUGUGAAGUCCAACAAUGAGAGAAUUGAUGAGAACGAAAUGCCUGACAUGCCAUCAACCAUUCCGUUUCUUCCCAACACGACACCAAAGACUAUGAAGCAGCUGUACUCGACUUCUUUUUGCUUGGUUUCGGGCAUUAUCAUGUUUGGAGGUCUUCUUGCACCCAUGCUCGAGCUUAAACUAGGGUUUGGUGGCACAUCCUAUAAAGAUUUCAUACAGAACAUGCAUCUACCUUUGCAGCUAAGUCAGGUGGAUCCUAUUAUAGCUUCUUUUUCAGGAGGAGCAGUGGGUGUAAUAUCAGCACUAAUGCUUAUUGAAGCAAAUAAUGUUGAGCAGCAACAGAAGAAGAGAUGCAAUUACUGCCAAGGAACUGGAUAUUUGGCCUGUGCCAGAUGUUCUGCCAGUGGUAUUUGUGUAAACACUGAAUCUGCUUUAGUUGCUGGCAUUCGUGAUGAUCCUUUUCAAACUCCUACAACUCGAAGAUGCCCUAAUUGCUAUGGGGCUGGUAAGGUAAUGUGCCCAACUUGUCUCUGCACUGGGAUGGUAAUGGCAAGUGAACAUGAUCCUCGUAUUGAUCCAUUUGAUUAAGACUUGCUCGCUUUUUCGGGGCACAGAACUUGCAGCUUCACUGAAGUUCAAUAUUUCUCUCAAGUGGUAGAUAGCCGUUGUUGUAAUAUCUGUUACUCUAUUUAAAUUUUCUCCAAGUCUUGUAGCAACUAAAUAUUUAUAUUAUGAUUGCAUUACAG